UUUCGGCCUUUUUAUAGUCCCUCGGUUCUUCCUUUCCGCCAAUAAACACUUAAAAAACUAAAAACUUACAUUGGGAAGCAAAAAGAGAGAGAGAGAGAGAGAGAGAGAGAGAGAGAGGAACAGUGCUGUUGCGUGUUGACUUGUUGAGGUGGGUGAGUGUUGGAAACUGGUUUUGGAAAUGGCAGCUGAGAAUGAGAAGGGAAGAGUUUGUGUAACAGGAGGAGGAGGGUUCGUUGCUUCAUGGGUCAUUAAGCUACUUCUCUCCAAGAACUAUUUUGUCCACACAACUGUUAGACAACCCGGCGAUGUGAAGUAUGCUCACUUGAGUGAAUUUGAGAACGCAUCCACAAACUUGAAACUAUUCAAGGCAGACCUACUGGAUUACAACUCCAUAUGUUCUGCAGUUGAAGGGUGCAUUGGAGUAUUCCAUGUUGCUAGUCCAGUCCCUUCUACCGCAGUCCCAAACCCUGAGGUAGAAGUGAUUGAGCCUGCUGUAAAGGGCACACUUAAUGUACUGAAAGCAUGUGUUGAAGCAAAAGUUAAACGGGUUGUUGUUGUGUCCGCUCUUGCUGCUCUGAUGAUGAAUCCAAGCUGGCCCAAGGAUCAAGUGAUUGAUGAAACUUGUUGGUCUGACAAGGAAUAUUGUAGAACUACAAAGAACUGGUAUUUUCUUUCUAAAACGGAGGCAGAAAGUGAGGCCUUUGAAUUUGCAAAAGGAAGUGGGCUUGAUGUUGUAACUGUAUGUCCCUCCCUUAUUUUAGGGCCGAUUCUGCAGCCUACAGUGAAUACAAGUAGCUUGGUUAUCUUUCAACUUCUGAAAGAUGGGUGUGAGUCACUGGAAAACAAGCUUCGAUAUAUUGUAGACGUACGUGAUGUAGCUGAGGCACUACUCCUGGCCUAUGAGAAUCCUGAGGCUGAAGGAAGAUACAUAUGCAUGGCAUACACAAUCAAGGCAAAGGAUGUGGUUGACUUGCUAAAGAGUAUAUACCCCAACUAUAACUAUCCAAAGAACUAUACCGAAGUGCCAGAAGAACUAAGGUUCAGUUCUGAGAAAUUGCAAAAAUUGGGUUGGAGUUUCCGGCCAUUGAAGGAAACUCUAACUGAUUCCGUUGAAAGCUUUCGCAAAGCUGGACACGUUGAUUGAAAAGCAAACGACAGUUUGGCUUAAUGCAAUGAUUGCAGAUUGACCCCGAGUUUGGAUAAUAAGUGAUUAUCAGAAUUAAUUAUGUUAUAUCAAGUUUUAUUCUUAAUGUUAUUAUGCUCUCCUUUGUGGCAACCUUUUGGGAUAAUAAGUGAUUAUCAGUUUGAAUCCUAUUUUCAUUCUACCUCUUAUUUAGAGUAAAAAGGAA
Quercus lobata is the source of this 1349-nucleotide messenger RNA. Its product is annotated as cinnamoyl-CoA reductase 2-like. Lineage: Eukaryota; Viridiplantae; Streptophyta; Magnoliopsida; Fagales; Fagaceae. The transcript has 6 exons. Gene Ontology annotation, molecular function: oxidoreductase activity, acting on the CH-OH group of donors, NAD or NADP as acceptor. The record is from RefSeq and is a predicted model, not a curated record. Bases 179 to 1144 code for a protein of 321 amino acids.